CGCCUGCUCGCUCCGCCCCGAGGAGCUGGGCUGAGAGCAGGAAUGGCGCCGGCAUCAGCGUGACAAGCCGUGCAGCAGUCCGCUAUGGAGGAGGAUCCGGAGCUGGAGAGCCGUGUGCUUGGAGCUGAAUCUGCCAGCUGGAGGAAUGCUUCAGUUGUAACCACGCUGUAAAAAUGAAGAUGGCAAGGAAUGCUGAGUCCCAAGAGGCCUUUAAAAGCAAAGAAGGCUGUGGAAGAGUUACUGAAGGAGGCAAAACGUGGGAGAACCAGAGCUGAAACAAUGGGAGCGAUGGGCUGGUUGAAAUGUCCUCUUGCUGGUGCAAACAAAAGAUUUCUUAUUAAUACCAUCAAAAACACAUUACCGUCUCAGAAAGAACAAGACCAAGAACGUGAGCAAAAGGAAGUCAGCAAGGAGCCAGAGCCAAACAAAAGCAGGAAAGAAGAAAAACCAAAGAAACACAGAAUUCACCCAUACACACCCAGCUUUCAGUCCAGAAGGAGAGUCAGCUACUCUCCCCCUAGGCACCGAAGCAGGAGCCAGCACACAAAGGAUAAGUAUGAAAAGCGAUCUAGCAAACGAUGAAGAGAGGUGAAUAUGUGUUGUUACAAGCCAAGAAUGUCAUUAGACAUCAGACUGCAGGGAUGUUUAGGUCUUUUCAGAAUGAGAUUCUGUUCAGAAUAGGUUUUUGAACUGGUUUCUUGUGUGAGAAAUAGUUAGAGGUAGCUUUAUAAAAUCUUUCUUCGGGACCUUUAAGAGAAAAGUGAAGUGCAGCAUAAAUCUUUCAGUUCUCUGAGAACAGACAUUCCCUUCCCUUUGCUCCUUUCCUCUCUCCCUUUCUGGCUAAGCUUAGGGUCUUGGUAAUGGAGCAUAAUAUGUGUGUCACUGUCUGAUACAAUUUAGUCGUAUUACCCUUUUGGAAAUAAAUUUAAAUUAAGCUUAAGUCUAUCUAUAGUAUAAAGUUAGCAGAACUUCUUUGCUGCUUAACCAAUUGAGAAGUUUUGCUUGUUUAGAUUAAUUUAGCUUUAUAGUAUCUGGAACAAAGGAAAAUUGGUCAAUGCCUGGCCAAGCACGUAAGUUUUGUAUAGAAUAUGGGAGUUUGGUUUCUUUAGACAGUAUAAAAAGAACAGAUUUUAAGUGGGUAACACUAGUUUUGCUUUCCAGGAAAGACUACUACAAAAUACUGGUCUUGUGUGUUGUAUAUUCACAAACCUAUCAUUGAUAAUAAUGAAUGUUACCCCUAAAAAGCCAUAAAUGCAAUAAUUGUCUCUGUUUAGACUUCCCUGUGUAAGGAAGUAGUUUGAACAGUGUGUUGUCAUGGUGCUUUCAAAACCAACCUUGAAGACAAAAUGAUCAUGUCUCUGUCCACUGCUAAGAAGUUCCCAAGUAAAAGUGUAGAACUAGAAAUGCAGAGAUGUUUAAAAACAAUCAAAUGCUCAUUUUCCAAAACUGUA
Lagopus muta (rock ptarmigan) is the source of this 1451-nucleotide messenger RNA. RefSeq names its product RNA polymerase I and III subunit D (gene POLR1D). The transcript has 4 exons. NCBI's taxonomy places the organism in Eukaryota, Metazoa, Chordata, Aves, Galliformes, Phasianidae. The record is from RefSeq and is a predicted model, not a curated record. The coding region runs from base 190 to 582 and encodes 130 amino acids.